AUGUCGCAUUUCUUUCAGAAGCCCGAGAAUGCGCUCAAGCGCGCAAACGAGCUCCUGAACACGCCCAACGCGGAUGCAGGGGUUGUCAAGCGCCAGAAACGUAACGCGUUGGAGAUCUUGCAUGAAGCGUUGAUCGCCAAGAAGAACCGCACGUGGCAACCCACGCACGAAGAGUUGAUGCUCACGUAUUUGAACAUCACGAUCGACCUCCAGCUCGGACGCAUUGCCAAGGACGGGUUGCACCAGUACCGAAACCUUGUGUUGGCGCAAAACCCUGCCUCGUUGGAGAAGGUGCUUCUGUUCUUUGUGAACGAAUCCGAGAAGCGUGUCGCUGAAGCGCGCAAGCACUCGACCGAGAUCUCGAUCUUGGCGUCGGUCGAUUUGGAGUCGUCCCAAUCCCCCGAAGCUGUCAUGAUGAGUACCACAACGUCCGAAGACUCGGCAGAUCGCACGGACCGCGCCGUAGUGUUGCCUUGGUUGCGUUUCAUGUGGGAGACCUACCGCACUGUGCUCGAUAUUCUCCGCUGCAACACCAAAUUGGAAGGGUUAUACAAGCAAGUCGCACUCAGUGCGUUCACGUUCUGCCGCACGUACGCCCGCAAGAUCGAGUUUCGUCGACUGUGCGAAAUCUUGCGCACCCAUCUCUACACAAUGCAGCGCCACGAAGCCGCGCCGACCACCCAAAGCGUCCGCCAGAUGCGUGGGUGGGAGGGCUGGAGCGCCGAGUCAGUGGAACUACACCUGACCAUCCGCUUCGAUCAACUCGACGCCGCCACGCACUUGGAGUUGUACACGGAAAGCUUUCGCACCAUCGACGACAUUCAUGCGAUCAUGCAAUUCUGGGCGACCCCGCCAAAGCCGUCCAUCAUGGCGACGUACUACAAAAAUUUGGCGCACAUCUUUUACGUGUCCAAGAAUCACUUGCUUCACGCGUUUGCCUAUUUCAAGUAUUACACGUUGCAGCAGCGCGAAGGGGCGGUGCUCCCUGCGGACGAACAACGCGUCCUCGCGUCAUCGGUCGUGUUGGCAUCGUUGUCGAUCCCCAUCCGCAACCACCACAGCAUCUUGUUGGAAAACGCCGAGACCGCCGCCGGAUUGCUGGAAGAAAAGGACGAACACAUGGCCGCGUUGCUCGGAUUUACGUCCCUCCAACCCCCCACUCGUCGCCAAUUGCUCGACGACAUGCAGUCAUUGCACAUUGUCGACACGGCGCUGCCCGAAGUUGCUGCCUUGUACAACCACCUGGAUCGCACAACGAUCGACCCGUUGCUCAUAGUGUCGCAGAUCCAGCCGUCGUUGGCGGCGUUGGCCACCAACGCGACAUUGAGCGUGUAUGUGCCGUUCCUCGAAGAACUAACGAUUCACCUCGUGUUGGAACAACUCACGCACGUGUACUCGUCCGUGACCCUGGCGCAUUUCCACAACAUGACCAAAGGCCUUACCGCGACGCCGCGCGACAUCGAGCAGCUUAUUGUCCGUAGCCGCAAGGACGCGUCGGCGUCGAUCCGUGUACGCAUCGACCACGCAAGCAGCUGCAUGCGAUUCUCGCCCGUCUUGGCGUUUGAGAGCCAGGCCAAGCACUUGACGCACCUCGGCCAGAAGCUGCAAGCCGUCAUGAACAAGGUGGUCCCCGUUGGGCCGUCGACCGAGUUAGUCGCGCGCACGAAGAAGGGAUUGCCGUCGACACGAUCGGCAAUGUUGCAACGCCGCGUCCGCAUCGAGCAGCAAAAGGAAGCGUAUGAGCAGCUACAGCAAGAACGCGCCAAGGCCGACGCCCGCAAGAAGGCAGAAGCUGAAGCUCUCCGCGCCAAGCAAGAAGCCGAGCGCCUGGAAGCGGAAGCCAAGAAGCGCGAGCUUGAAAAGAUCCAAAAGAUCAAGGAAGACAUUGCCCGAAAGGACGCCAAGAGCAUCCUGGCCAAGCUGGGCAAGGACACGUCCGACGUCGACUUCGACACGAUGGACCGUAACAAGCUGUUGCAAGAGGCGAAGGAGAAGGCUGUCAAGGCAAAGGAAGAAGCACAGCGUAAGCUCAAGGACGCUGCGCGCAACCUCGACCACAUUGUCCGCGCGACGCGUGAAGCCGAGUUUCCCAUCUUGCAGGAGCAGUUUAAAGCCAAGCAGGCCGAAGAGAAGCGAUUGUUUGAAGAAAACUGGGCUGCGACCCUCGUCCAAGCCGAACAAGACCACGCGUUUGGCCUGGCACAGAAGACUCUGUUUGUUCAGUGUCAGCCCUUGUCUGCUGCGUUCCGCGCGGCCCACGAAGACCGCCAACGCGCCAAGAUUCAAGCGCAGCUGGCGCAAGAAGCGCUUCGUCGCCAAGUCAACUUGCUCGAAGAAAAGGUCGACCGCGCGUUGGCCCGCAAGGCCGAUCACGACGAGGAAGUUCGUCGCGCCGAAGAAGCCGAGCUCAAGCGCAUCGAAUCUGAGGCUCGCGCCGAACGCUUGCGCGCCGAAAUUGCCGCUCGCGAAGCCGAGGAAGAACAACGCCGCCAAGAAGAAGAAGCGGAGGCCGAGCGCAUUCGCCAGGAAGAAGCCAACAAACCCAAGAAAUACUUGCCCCCAUCGGCCCGUGGCAGCACCCAACCGUCCGAAGGUGGCCCAGACGAUGCGAACUGGUCUACGGUGCCCCGUGGCGGACGCCGCUUGGACGACGUGUUCAAGGGACGCGACGGUAGUGGCUUUGGCUCCCGUGGCAGUGGCAUCCGGUCGUUCCGCGGCGAAGACGAUCGCGAUGGAUCGAGCCCCGUGAUUUCGGACGCGACGGCCCCACCCGAGAAGGCUUUAGCCGCGACUUCGGCCGUGAUGGCCCUAGCCGCGACUUCGGCCGUGAUGGCCCUAGCCGUGACUAUGGCCGCGAUGGACCUAGCCGCGACUUCGGCCGCGAUGGACCUAGCCGCGACUUCGGCCGUGAUGGCCCUAGCCCCGCGACUUCGGCCGUGA
Messenger RNA from Aphanomyces invadans, 2940 nucleotides. RefSeq lists its product as hypothetical. The transcript has 4 exons. The record is from RefSeq and is a predicted model, not a curated record. Gene Ontology annotation, cellular component: eukaryotic translation initiation factor 3 complex, eIF3e; eukaryotic translation initiation factor 3 complex, eIF3m; multi-eIF complex. NCBI's taxonomy places the organism in Eukaryota, Oomycota, Saprolegniomycetes, Saprolegniales, Verrucalvaceae. Gene Ontology annotation, molecular function: translation initiation factor activity; mRNA binding. The coding region runs from base 1 to 2940 and encodes 979 amino acids. Gene Ontology annotation, biological process: translation reinitiation; formation of cytoplasmic translation initiation complex.